This is a messenger RNA of Diabrotica balteata, 3466 nucleotides long. The record is from the annotation of a GenBank genome assembly. Lineage: Eukaryota; Metazoa; Arthropoda; Insecta; Coleoptera; Chrysomelidae.
GAAAAGUGAAAUUUAUUUUUAAGGGUGGGGUUUUUGUAUUUUCUAGUUUUUCAAUUUUGUAGUAUAUUUCUCAUGUAUUUUAUAUGCACAGUUUUAACGGUAUUGAAGAAGAUCUAACAUCAUAUUUACUCCAAAGUGUACUACAAAGUGUAAAUUAUUGACGGAUACAUUAUGUAUAAACUAAUGUGAGGUUAAAGAUUUAUUUCUGUUUAGUGACAGAUCCUAUGUUUUAAGGAUUUUAUGUAAAAGUUCACAAGGAUAGUUCUAUAUCAUUUGGUCUGUGUUAUUUAUAAUACGUAAUAAUAAAACUUUAAACAGAGGAAUACAAUGAAGAAAUCUUCAGCGAAAAAGUGAAGUGAUUUUAUUCUAUCGAAUUUGGGCAGCCAUUUUAUUUUCAGUACAAGAUACUUGAAAUGUCAGUAUAGCUGUGGAAGUUCAAAAUAUGGCACCCGUGCCUCGCCCGGGUAGCCUGCGCGAUCCAGAGAUUGCUGAUCUGUUUUUUAAGCACGAUCCUGAGAAGAUUUUUGAAGAUUUGAGGGAAAUUGGCCAUGGAAGUUUUGGGGCCGUUUAUUAUGCAAGGUGUCUUCUUACUCGAGAAAUUGUGGCUGUCAAGAAGAUGUCCUAUCUGGGUAAACAAAGUCUGGAAAAGUGGCAGGAUAUUUUGAAGGAAAUAAGAUUUUUAAAGCAGUUAAACCACCCUAAUACAAUUGAAUAUAAGGGAUGUUACCUUAGAGACAACACGGCAUGGCUGGUAAUGGAAUACUGUCUCGGAUCUGCAUCUGAUAUAAUUGAAGUGCACAAGAGACCACUGAAAGAAGACGAAAUAUCCGCCAUCUGCGACGGAGUUCUGCACGGACUUAGUUACUUACAUGAAUUAGGUAGAAUUCAUCGUGAUGUAAAAGCUGGAAAUAUAUUACUAACAGAAAACGGAACGGUAAAGUUAGCGGAUUUUGGUAGUGCUUCAAUUAAAUGUCCAGCGAAUUCCUUUGUAGGUACUCCAUAUUGGAUGGCACCAGAGGUAAUAUUAGCGAUGGACGAGGGCCAAUAUGAUGGCAAAGUUGAUGUUUGGUCUUUAGGUAUAACUUGUAUAGAAUUAGCUGAGAGAAAACCACCGUAUUUUAAUAUGAAUGCCAUGUCAGCACUCUACCAUAUUGCUCAAAAUGAGUCACCUACAUUGUCCUCUCCAGAGUGGUCAGACGUUUUUAAACAUUUUGUCGAAGCGUGUUUACAAAAGUCCCCAGGGCAGCGUCCAACUUCGUCUAGAUUAUUAAGUCAUCAAUUCGUGACUAGGAGUCGGUCGUCAAAUGUUUUAAUAGACUUAAUUCAACGUACGAAGGCUGCAGUUAGGGAUUUGGAUAAUCUGAAUUAUAGAAAAAUGAAAAAGAUUCUUAUGGUAGAGAAUUGUGAAACAGAAAGUACCAUAGAUGUAGACGAUACUGCAGAUGAACAUACUGGCGGUGAUAGUUCUAAAAGCAAUUCAGUUACCUCUGAACAAAGCGUUCAUUCCGUUGGAGUAUCUGCCAGUAGUCAAUCCAGUAGUACCAAUAGUUUACCAGCAGGUGGAGAAGAUGGUACGACGCGAAGACAUCGACAACUUAAUCAUCCAGCUGCUGCAGCUGUUUCAGAUCAUGGUACCAAUAAUUUUGCCACUAUUAGAACUACCAGUAUAGUUACUAAACAACAGAAAGAACAUAUGCAGGAGGAAAUGCAUGAACAGAUGUCUGGCUAUAAAAGAAUGCGUAGGGAACAUCAAAGUGCCUUGUUAAAACUGGAAGACAAAUGUAAGAUGGAAAUGGAGGCGCAUAAAAACCAACUAGAUAAAGAGUACGAGAGCUUGCUUCAAAACUUUAGUAAAGAAUUAGAAAAAUUACAAAUUAAACAUCAGCAAGAGCUUGAAAGGAAACAUAAAUAUAAUUUGGCCGGUGAAAAGAAGAUGAUGAAAGAUAUUAGUAGUCAGCAAGAUAUGGACAGAAAGGCGUUCGAUGCUCAUAGAAAGAAAGAAUAUAAAGCAAAUAAGGAAAGAUGGAAACGGGAGUUGUCACAGGACGAUUCGACACCAAAACGACAGAGGGAUGCCACACUACAGACUCACAAAGACAACUUAAAAGUAGUAGAUGCACUAGAAGAACAACGGUUGUUGCGCUGUCAGAAGGAGUAUCUUGAACUGGAACUACGAAAAUUCAGAAGAAAAAAAUUAAUGACCUAUCAUCAGUUAGAACAAGAGUUACUGAGACAAGAAUUAAACAAACGACAACAUCAGUUAGAACAGGCUCAUUCUAUGCUGCUACGGCACCACGAGAAAACGCAAGAGUUGGAAUAUCGGCAACAGAAGGCCGUACAUGCGUUAAGAGAAGAGCAGGUUAAAAAUCAACAUGAUACAGAAUUGGCUAACCAGGCAGAAUAUAUGAAGCGAACUGAACGGGAAAUGAGGAAGAAACACGCUCUAGAACUGAAACAGCAACCUAAGUCUCUAAAGCAAAAGGAAAUGUUGGUGCGAAAACAGUUCAGAGAAACUUGCAAGGUACAAACCAAGCAAUAUAAAGCUUUAAAAGCUCAAAUUCUUUUGAAUACUCCAAAAGAAAAUCAAAAAGUAGUAAUUAAGAAACUGAAGGAGGAACAAAGAAGAAAACUGGCCCUCUUAGGCGAUCAAUAUGAACAGAGUAUUGCCGAAAUGUUACAGAAACAAUGCAUUAAGUUGGAUGAAAGCCAGGAACUUCAAUGUCAACAAAUGAAGGAGAGGUUAAGAUAUGAACUGGAGAUUUUGAUAGCAUACCAGAGUAAAAAUAAAAUGCAAGCGCAAGCACAGAGAGAUAGGGAAAAAAAUGAGUUACAGGAGAGGGUAGCGGUGAGAAAAUCUCUUCUCGAACAAAAGAUGACUGCCGAAAAUCAAAGGUUCGUGGAUGAAAGGGGGGAGAGAAUAAGAAUUCUUCAUGAAAAACAAGAAAAAGAAUUGGAGGAAUUCGACGAGGACUCUGUAAAGCUGGGAUUUAGUGCAUUAAUGAUAGCAGAGAUGUCGCUGCAAAUAAAUGAUAUGUCACGCGACAGUUACGACGUCGACGAUGCUAGUUUGUCGGGCUCGAUGCUUAGUCUGGCGCAUUCCAACAGUUCUACCAGUUUCCCACCUACUUCCGUUUAGUAAGCUACGAUAGAUAUUACUGUUAGAUUAUUGAUAACAACGAAUUGUCAAAAUAUAAUACCAAAUAUUUAAUUUAAUGGUAAUUUUUUUUAUUUAUUUUUUUGUACGUUUAUCAGGUUUGAUGAAUAUUAAUUAUUGAUCAAAUUAAAAAGCCAGUCAAUAAACAAAAGAAAAUAAUAAAUUGGUAAUAAAACUCUUGCUAUACUAGUCAUGUAUUUCUUUGUAUAUGGGUAGAGUAAUAUUAACUAUGAAUAAUAUAAAUGUUCUUUAUUUAACAUUAAGCAAGUACUUUAAUUAAUGAACACCACGAUUACGGAUUUUAAAUUAAUU